This is a messenger RNA of Adelges cooleyi (spruce gall adelgid), 1040 nucleotides long. RefSeq lists its product as uncharacterized. The record is from RefSeq and is a predicted model, not a curated record. Bases 134 to 961 code for a protein of 275 amino acids. The transcript is spliced from 8 exons. Lineage: Eukaryota; Metazoa; Arthropoda; Insecta; Hemiptera; Adelgidae.
UUUGCAAAUAUAUAUUGUAUUAUUUACAUUAGGGGUUUUAAUUCCCUAUAAAACGGAGAAUUGUAGAGAGGACGGAUUAUUCGUUUUUUUUCUGAGUUAUAGUUAAACGUAUAGUAGAUAAACUACAAACAUAAUGUAUUUCAAACUUACUUUUUUCUUAAUAGCCUCUGUUUUGAUUGCCAAUGUAGUGGGACCAGAAACAGGCGAAAGGAGCGACACCGACAUAACGGAUGUGACAUUUUCAACCGAGAAGCUUGAGAACGAGUUUAUGCGUAGAACUUUUGUAAGCAUUUUAAGCAAAAAUGGUGUAGCAUGUGGAGAUCACAGUACUAUUACUCGGGAAAUGUUUCGUGACUUCUUGAACGAUUCUGAAAUGAGUGAAUAUGUAUUAAACUAUUGCCGUGUGAGCAGUUCCCGUAACAAUGUGAUUGACAAAAUAACACUUGAAGAAUUUAUGCAUUUAAUAAGAAGUGCAACUGAACGUUCUACAUUUAAUACAAUUAAUGAAUUUACCAAACCAUAUUUGAAGCUAAAUGUAGCUUCAGUAGUCCAAGUAGAGGAACCAGAAACACGCGACCAUAUAAAGUCCAAAGUAAAAGGGGACAAGGAUUUCAUUUCGGUAUUAAAUAAAGGUUUAGAUAUCAAACCUGAAAAUAGACUAGUUUCAACAGAGGAUCUUGAGAACGAGCUUAUGUACACCAUUUUUGUAGCACUUUUACAUACAACUGGUUUAAAUUAUGAAGCUCAUAGUACUAUUAAUCUGGAUAUGUUUCGUGGCUAUGUGAAUGAUACUGAUAAGAGUAACACUAUAUUAGACAAAUUCCACUUGACCGGUGAAUGUAUUGAUAUAAUUAAUGGCAGGAUAACACUUGAACGAUUUAAGCAUCUAAUAAAAAGUGGAAGUAAAUAUUACUUAGAGACACUAAAUGAAUUCACUAAACACUUCAAUCAAAAUAUUUGAACACCGAAGACGCCGUUGUAAUAAUAAUUUUAAAUUUUAGUCUGCUGUUUGCAAAAUUUAUAAAUGUUACAUUCAAACC